This is a messenger RNA of Musa acuminata AAA Group (dessert banana), 1733 nucleotides long. RefSeq lists its product as uncharacterized. The transcript is spliced from 4 exons. NCBI's taxonomy places the organism in Eukaryota, Viridiplantae, Streptophyta, Magnoliopsida, Zingiberales, Musaceae. The record is from RefSeq and is a predicted model, not a curated record. Bases 1 to 1449 code for a protein of 482 amino acids. Gene Ontology annotation, molecular function: protein binding.
AUGUCUUCUCUUACUGCGGCCAUGAACGACAAGAGCAAUACUUACGUACCGAUAGGACACGUCGACCAGCUUCCCCGAGGCGAGAAGGCCAGCGCAGAGGCUCCCCGGUCUUUGGCUUCCGUGGCCAGGCACGUCGGCGGGGCAUGCCUUCAUGUCCUGGCCAGCCCUGGCACCGGGACGCUCGUCUUCGCGUCCGUGUGCCUCGUGUUGGCUUACAAGCAUAAGAAGAGUAAACUGACGGCGUCGAGCACUGCGGCCGCCGCCACGAUUCCCAAGGCCCCGCAGCAGUUCCCGCCGACCCCUGUUACCCCUGUGUUGUACCGGUCGGUGUCGUUCGGGAUGCUGUACGGCGGCGAGAACGCGAUGCAAAGGAUCAUGCACGCUCACGAGGCGCGCCUCGACAGCACGAAGCUGAACAAAGCUGUGGACGACUUGAGCGCGGAACUCACCAACGAGCGAAAGGACUACAGUAAACUAAACGUGCUCGCAGCACGUCUUGAAAUGAGCGGAAAGGAGAAGGAAGCGAUCAAAAUGUUGGAGGCAGCUUUGGAGAAGAGCGCAAACAAGGAGGAGAUGCACGAGAUUGAGAUGUUGUUGGUGGAAAUGCUGAUAUACGAGGGCGACUAUGUAAAAGCUUUAGGUUACGCGACCCUCUGUGGCGAGGAUACUUCGGCUGCGGAUCCCCGAGUUCCUCUCUAUAAGGCGGCAAUCUUCGCCUUGAUGGGCAAAAAGUAUCGUGCUAAAGAAUGCUACGAGACGUUUAAAGAGAUCCAGAAGAACUACAACCGGCAAAAGUUCUACAAGGACGGAUCAACAGUUCAUUUUAUAGUGCCUGAGUUCGACCAGUUCAUGACGAUCGUAAACAACAUCAAGAUAGAGAUUAAGGAUGCUCAUCCAACAACAACAGUUGCCAGCAAGGGCAAUCAAGGGACUCAACAAGUUCAGCCAGGAGGAACAGCGGUCGACCAGGCCAAGGUGACACCACAAGCUCCGCAAGGAGGAACCGCUACCGAUCAGGGGACUCAGCAAACUCAAGGAGGAACUCCGCAAGUGGGGACUCGACAACCUAAGCAAGAAGGAACCGCUACCGAUCAGGGGACUCAGCAAACUCAAGGAGGAACUCCGCAAGUGGGGACUCGACAACCUAAGCAAGAAGGAACCGCUACCGAUCAGGGGACUCAGCAAACUCAAGGAGGAACUCCGCAAGUGGGGACUCGACAACCUAAGCAAGAAGGAACCGCUACCGAUCAGGGGACUCAGCAAACUCAAGGAGGAACUCCGCAAGUGGGGACUCGACAACCUAAGCAAGGAACCGCUACCGAUCAGGGGACUCAGCAAGCUCAACAAGAAGGAACUCAGCAAGUGGGGACUCAACAAACUAAGCAAGAAGGAACUGCUACCAACCAGGGGGCUCAGCAAUCUAAACAAGGAGGAACCGCCGCCAACUAGGGACUCGGCACGCUCAGCAAGGAGGUACAACUACCAACCAGAUGAUUCGCCAAACACCAGACUCACGAACGUCUCUGCCGCCCUAGAAUGAACACAUUCUGCCUCCUCUGCUGCCGCUUACUUAAUAGUAGUCUUGUGGUAUGAAGUUAUGCGAGUCGCCGGUGACAGCAAAUUGGAGCCUCUGAUGCCAAACUUCCUUUUCUUCUUCUUCUUCUUCUUCUUCUUCUUCUUAUCUCAAACUGUCGAAAUAAUCCAAUAAAUAAUAUUUGCUUCUUAAGAAUCGU